This is a messenger RNA of Acanthisitta chloris (rifleman), 609 nucleotides long. Its product is annotated as synaptogyrin-1-like. The record is from RefSeq and is a predicted model, not a curated record. The annotation marks the transcript as partial. Gene Ontology annotation, cellular component: neuromuscular junction; synaptic vesicle membrane. The transcript has 6 exons. NCBI's taxonomy places the organism in Eukaryota, Metazoa, Chordata, Aves, Passeriformes, Acanthisittidae.
AGCUUUCUGAAGUUGCUCUCUUGGGUGUUCUCUAUUGUGGUGUUUGGCUCCAUUGUCAAUGAAGGGUACGUGAACCGCCGGAACGAGGCGGAAGAGUACUGCAUUUUCAACCGCAAUCACAAUGCCUGCAACUAUGGCAUUACCGUGGGUGUCCUCGCCUUCCUCAGCUGCCUUCUUUACCUGGCUCUGGAUGCCUACUUCCCGCAGAUCAGCAGCGUCAAGGACCGCAAGAAGGCAGUGCUCUCGGACAUCGGAGUCUCGGCCUUUUGGGCAUUCCUCUGGUUUGUUGGCUUCUGCUUUCUGACCAACCAGUGGCAAGCUUCAAAAAAAGAGGACAACCCACUGAAUGAGGGAGGGGAUGCAGCCCGAGCAGCCAUCACGUUCUCGUUCUUCUCCAUCUUCACCUGGGGCUUUCUCGCAGUUCUGGCUUUCCGGAAACUCAAAGACAUUAAUUUUCAGGAGGAAUACAACACCCUGUUCCCUAACUCCCCAUCCUUGCUGCCUUAUGGUGAACCCUAUGCCCAGGCUCCCCCAGUCCACCAAAAGCAGCCCCCUCCAGCAGAUGCUUUCGACACCGAGACACAGGGGUACCAAACGCAGAACUACUGA